AUGGUUCUCGAUGAGGAUAAUGAGAAACAGAUGAUCUUAUUAAGAAAAAAACGUGGAGUGGUGAAGGCCUCAUUAACACGACUUCGUAAUUUUGUAAAGGAAUUUGAUCACAAUGAACAGUCAAUCUCUCUCCUCGAGUUUCGUCAAGAAGAAUUACCUAAUAUAAAUAAAAAAAUUGACGCAGUUCAAUGUGAGAUUGAGUUAAUUACGGAAGAACCAGAGAAGGAAGAAGAAGAACGAGCAUUAUUUGAAAGGAACUACUUCGAAACAAGAUCUCAAAUGCAAGAAAUCAUCAACACCCGGAGCUCUUCAAGUACGGUAGGGCCAAAUACAUCGUUUGGAUCGUCAAGUAAUACAAACCGGGUUAGAUUGGCACCUAUACCUUUGCCCACAUUUAACGGUGACAUUGAAAACUGGGAGGCCUUUUAUGAUGUUUUUAGCGCGUUGGUUCACAAUGAUGAAGGGCUUACGUCAGUACAAAAAUUAUAUUAUUUAAGAUCCUGUUUGAGUGGUCCAGCUUUAGAUAUCGUUAGUUCAAUCCCGAUGGUCGACGGAAAUUAUGAGGUGUUUACCGAACGGCUGAAGCAGAGAUAUGACAACAGAAGCCUCGUGAUACAGACGCACAUAAGAGCGCUUCUUGAUGCACCUCGUGUAGAUACCGCUACCAUAGAAGCGUUACAAUUACUACAUUCACACAUUGGAAGUCAUGUAGCUGCGCUUAAGGCCUUAGGCCAACCAAUAGAGCAGUGGGACGCAUGGCUAGUUACCAUUAUUCUAAGGUGUCUUGACAAGAAUACGGCACAUGAGUGGCAGCUUCGACAAGAGGACUCGCAAUUACCCAAGUACAUAGACAUAGAAAGGUUUUUAGCCAGAAGAUGUAUUGCAUUUGAAAAUUCAAACUCGGAAAUACAGUCACGAUCUCAUAGUCAACCAAUGGCAACAGGCCAACACUAA
Metopolophium dirhodum (rose-grain aphid) is the source of this 954-nucleotide messenger RNA. RefSeq lists its product as uncharacterized. The coding region runs from base 1 to 954 and encodes 317 amino acids. NCBI's taxonomy places the organism in Eukaryota, Metazoa, Arthropoda, Insecta, Hemiptera, Aphididae. The record is from RefSeq and is a predicted model, not a curated record. The transcript has a single exon.